GUUUUAACUACGAAGUAUGUCGCUGGUUUCCUCACAAGCCUCACGCAACUGUAUGCCUUAUCAUGGUUUGGACAAGGCAUAAUCAACCAGAGCUUGGCUGUGGGACAGACAGCUUACAACUGCGCCUGGUUCCAGCGAUCUAUGACUUUUCGGCGUCUCAUCCUGACAGUCCUGAUUCGAGCCCAGAAGCCAUUACAGGUCACACUAGGCAAGCUGCUACCUCUAUCAAUUGAACUAUUCGCCCUGAUUUUCUAACUACUCAAAUAGCGUAACGAGUCCAAUCUUUUUCAUCUACUUUAUUG
Messenger RNA from Zootermopsis nevadensis, 302 nucleotides. The record is from RefSeq and is a predicted model, not a curated record. Lineage: Eukaryota; Metazoa; Arthropoda; Insecta; Blattodea; Termopsidae.